Molecule: messenger RNA, 816 nt
Organism: Meloidogyne enterolobii
Lineage: Eukaryota; Metazoa; Nematoda; Chromadorea; Rhabditida; Meloidogynidae
Source: the annotation of a GenBank genome assembly
AUGCCACCUUGGAAAGCACCGAUAGUACCUACACACAGAUCUUUUCCGUUAUUUCUAUUUGAUAUUUUUUCUGAAGAUGAUGAAAGCUCUUUAAACUCUGUUGUUUGUAUUGAGAGAACCUUUGACUAUUUACUGGACAACGAACCUCGUUAUUAUAUUCUAAAAUUGCCAAUAUUUCCUAGAAGCUUUGAAGAAUUGGCUAUUAUUCGUUACUGUUUGGGACAACUUUUUACUAAUUGUGUUUUUGAAUAUGCUUUAUUUAAUGAAGCUGUAUUUAAUCCAGAACUAAUUAAUCUUUUAUUCAAUGACGACAAAACAAUUUCUCCCAAAUUUAACAUUCAAAAACCAAAUAUUUUUCCUAACAGAUUUGUUUCAUUUAAUAAUAUUUUGAAAUUUGUUUCAAAUCAUCUAACAAUUUCUGAUUGUCUUACCAUCAAUUUUGGUAAUAAUGGCUUAUACUGGACGGAUAAUUCAAAUUUAUUGGAUAUCAUAACAAUGAAAGGUUAUGACUUACCAAAAAUUCUUUUAAGAAAUCUCAAGUUGGAAUGGCUUUAUUAUGAUAUUGUUAAACAUAUAACAAACUCCAAAGACUGUUCACAAAUGGUGGCUAAUAUUUCUAUACAAUUUUCUUGGCCUCUAAAAUUUGAAUUAAGUGAGAGAGCAGAAAACGUUGAAAUUAAACAAUUAAAUGGAGUUAAAUAUACAAAAUACCAAAUUGCAAAUAUUCACAAUCCAAAAGUUAGAUUUUCAUUUUGCAAUGAAGAAGGAAAAGAUGGAUCAGUUUUGAGUGUUAAAAUUAAGAAAAUGAAAGUUUAG